AAACCGAAACCGAAAUCGAAAACGAAAACCCUUGGCUUAAAAAAUAAUUCCUUAAGUUCGCGUCGCGUGUUUUCUGCCAUAUACUAUUUUUUAUACAUUUUUUUAUGGUUUAUAUAACAAAGUUUUGAAUUAAUUUCAUAUUUUUUAGCCGACACACGAAUUUGAAUUUAAAAUUGGACACAUACCAAAAGCGAUGUCAUAAUGGAGCCAAUGACCAUGCUGGUGUUGGCCUUCCAGCUGCUGGCGCUCUUCUCGAUCGCCGGCGCGCUGCUCAUCUACCUGAUCUGCAAGGUGCGCGAGGACAGCGCCUCGGCGAGUGCGGACUCGCAGCCCAGUCGCGUGGUCCUGGUGACCAGCGCCGAUACCGCCUUGGGCCUCCAGCUGUGCACCCAUUUGGCCAACAAGGGAUGCCGCGUCUUCGCCGGCAUGAAGGAGGCCCACGACUCGCUGCCCGCGAAACUCCUCUGCGGCUGGAUGAAGAUCCGGGAGUACAGCGAGGAGCCGAUUGCGGGCACCAUUAUACCGAUGCGACUGGAUGUCACGCGGGAGGAUGUGCUGCGCGAGGCCACCGUCUCGAUGGGCGCCCAUUUGAAUGCCGAUGAGCGGGGCAUUGCGGCCGUCAUCAACACCAGCGGCAGUGUGUUCCGCGGCAAGGUGGAGUCGCAGGAUGUGCAGCAGUGGGAGCACAUGCUCAAGACCAACAUCCUGGGCACGCUGCGUGUGGCCAAGGCCUUUGUGGGCUUCCUGCGUCCCACGCGCGGCAGGCUACUUUAUUUGGGCGGCGGCGGAGAGACCGCUCGGAGCGGCGGCGAUGGACUGGUGGCCUUCAAUGCCUCGCGCGUGGCGGUGGACAAGUGCGCCGAGGAGCUGCGCAAGGAGCUGCAGCCGUAUGGCGUCAGUGUGGUGGCUCUGGACACCUGCGGCAUGACGGCGGAGUCGCUGUACAAGGCGCCAGUGGCACAGACCAUUUCCUCAACUGCCGGAGCUCCCACGCAAUACACGGCCGACGUGCUGAGUCCCGGCGCCCUGCAGGUCAUCGAGCGGGCGCUGUGGGACUUUGCCCCGCAGCAGCGCUAUCCGCUCCUCAGCCACAACAAGUAUCAAUUCACGUUGCCAUGCCGCUCCUCGCUGCGUCUCCAAAGGGCGGUAGUUCCAUCCGCUGUCGGCGAAUCGGCCACUCAGUCGGUUUGAGAUCGGAUUCUCCUCCUGCUUCCAUUUCCUGUAUAUAUACUCCUGAUCCCGAUCCUUAUCCCGUUUCUCCAGGUCCCGUCUCUCUCCGUUUUUUAAUCUAUCUGCAAAUUAUUUUUGUUCGAUAAUAUUGCUUCCUUUAGGAAGGCCUCUAUAAUAUUUACUUUAUACUCGUUUUUUUACACACUGCUAAGGGUGUUGAUUGAUGGACAUUGUACGUAAUGUUGCGAUAUAUGAAAAAAUAAAUCUUUGUGCUAAUCUA
Messenger RNA from Drosophila takahashii, 1450 nucleotides. Its product is annotated as D-beta-hydroxybutyrate dehydrogenase, mitochondrial. Gene Ontology annotation, cellular component: intracellular membrane-bounded organelle. NCBI's taxonomy places the organism in Eukaryota, Metazoa, Arthropoda, Insecta, Diptera, Drosophilidae. The record is from RefSeq and is a predicted model, not a curated record. Gene Ontology annotation, biological process: steroid metabolic process. Gene Ontology annotation, molecular function: oxidoreductase activity.